CUCUCUGUCUCUCCGCCGCUCCGGGAGGCGAGCGGCGCGGCUGCGCCUGGCUGGGGGAGCCCGAGGGAGACUUUUGUGGGCAAACAUCCGAUGCCUGGAGCCCUUAUCUGCCGGGAGUCUUAUCUCCCAGUUAUCUCGCAGGAGGGAGAGACGUGUUUGGUGCCUAUCUGCGAGGGGGCUGUGUGUGUGUGCGUGUGUGUGUGUGUCCUGUAUUCAUGUGCCCACGGUUAUCUGGAGAGCCCCGAGGUGGGCUGAGAGCCUCGCUGCCCGCUUCUCUUGCUGUCAUUUCUCCCGCUCCCCUUUCGCUUUCCGCCCCUUCUCCCGGAGGCUGAGCACCGCGGGAUCUGUGUCCGUCUGUCUGUCUGUCUCUUCGGCCACUCUCUGGGAUGCCCCCGGGCUCGAUGCGGGUCCCGUCCCGCAAAGCCCCUAGAAGGGGACCUGGAUGGCCGUGGCUGAAGGCGGCUGGUGCGCGGUGAAGCGGUGCGCUGCGGACGCCGGCGGUUCCUCCUGCCCUUUCGCCACCAGGGAGCCGGGCCCGUCUCCUCCUUCGCCCUCCUCCUCCUCUUCCUCCUCCUCCGGCGGCUCCCAGGGCGAGCGCAGCUCCUCCAAGACUCCUCAACCGGAGCCCGACGGCAGCCACCGGCCGGCCCCACCGCCGCCGCCCCCCGCCGCCGCCGCCACCGAGGGCAGGUCGCUGCUCGCCCCCUACGUGCACUUCGGGGCCCCCCACCCCUCCGGGCUGCCCAACUGGGAGGACAUCCUGCUCUUCGCGGAUUUAGACCAAACCAACAAGCUGAUCUGGUCCAGCCGCGGCUCCAAGCUGAGCGCCCUCGGCGCCGAGCAGCCCGAGGAGAUGUACCAGACCCUGGCCAUCUCGGCCGCCCAAGGCCCCACGCCGUACGACGGAUCUCCGGGCGGCUUCAUGCACUCCACGCCUAGCUCGCCCGUCUACGUGCCCACCACCCGCGUGGGCUCCAUGCUGCCCACCCUGCCCUACCUGCAGGGCAGCGGGGGGGCUCAGCCCAGCCACCCGGGAGGCGGCCACGCCGUCUGGUCCCAACCGGCGGCGGAGAGCCCCUCAUACAGCACCGGCGGCGGCUCCCACCCCUCCGGCCGCUUCCCCUACUCCCCCAGCCCGCCGGUGGCCAACGGGGCCUCCCGGGAGCCCGGCGCCUACAGCAACAGCCUGGGGGCCAGGGACCAGUACAGCCCCCUGGCCCGGCCGCUCAAUGGCUCCUACCCGGGGCCCUACACCUCCUACGUGGGGCCGCAGCUCACCCCCGCCUGGCCCACGGCGCCUUUCGAGAACUCCAUGCUGCACUGCCUCCAGGGCCGGGCCGCCCCUAUCCCCGUCCGGGCACCCAGCGCAGAGCUGCUGGAGGACCUGUCCGAGAGCCGGGAGUGCGUCAACUGCGGCUCCAUCCAGACCCCGCUGUGGAGGAGGGACGGCACCGGCAACUACUUGUGCAACGCCUGCGGGCUCUACACCAAAAUGAACGGCCUCAGCCGGCCCCUCAUCAAGCCCCAGAAGAGAGUGCCCUCGUCCCGGCGGCUGGGCUUGUCCUGUGCCAACUGCCACACCACGACCACCACCCUGUGGCGCAGGAACGCGGAGGGAGAGCCCGUCUGCAACGCCUGCGGCCUCUACAUGAAGCUCCACGGGGUUCCCCGACCUCUCGCUAUGAAAAAAGAAGGAAUUCAGACCAGGAAGCGAAAACCUAAGAACAUAAAUAAGUCAAAGGCAUGCUCUGGUAACAGUACUACUGCGGUUCCUAUGACUCCAACAUCCACGUCUUCUACUAACUCAGACGACUGCAGAAAAACCGCUUCUCCCAGCACACAGAGCGCAGCCUCCGGGGCGAGCUCGUCGGUGAUGUCUGGCCCAGGAGAGAGCACCAGUCCCGAAAGCAGCAACCUUAAGUAUUCAGGUCAAGACGGGCUGUACACAGGAGUCAGCCUGACCUCCACGGCCGAAGUGACGGCAUCCGUGAGACAGGAUCCCUGGUGUGCCCUGGCUCUGGCGUGACCCGGCGUGAGGGAAGCUGGAUCCCGGCCCCGCGUGGCAGCCCCCAGGCGUCCGCGCACGCUUUCUUCUGCGGAGCAGUGGCGGUGGCAGCGAGAGUGCUGGCAAAGACCAUUCCUCUGAAAUCGUUUCUUGUGCCUUGGCGGCAGAGGUGUUUGUUCUUCAGCCUCCGAAAGAGGCUCUGCCGAAGCAUCCAGUUCCUCAUCUAUGCAAGAAAAAUAUAGGGAAAGCAAACGUCCACUGGGGAUAGCUAAUGCAGCCUUACGCCCUCCAAAAAAAAAAAAAAAAAAAAAAAAAAAAAAAAAAAAAAGAAAAAAAAAA
Calidris pugnax (ruff) is the source of this 2344-nucleotide messenger RNA. It is a transcript of the gene GATA6, whose product is annotated as GATA binding protein 6. The record is from RefSeq and is a predicted model, not a curated record. Bases 443 to 2026 code for a protein of 527 amino acids. Gene Ontology annotation, biological process: epithelial cell differentiation; cell fate commitment; positive regulation of transcription by RNA polymerase II. The transcript is spliced from 7 exons. Gene Ontology annotation, molecular function: zinc ion binding; DNA-binding transcription factor activity, RNA polymerase II-specific; RNA polymerase II cis-regulatory region sequence-specific DNA binding. Gene Ontology annotation, cellular component: nucleus. Lineage: Eukaryota; Metazoa; Chordata; Aves; Charadriiformes; Scolopacidae.